Exophiala viscosa is the source of this 1421-nucleotide messenger RNA. Its product is annotated as acetylornithine deacetylase. The coding region runs from base 107 to 1393 and encodes 428 amino acids. NCBI's taxonomy places the organism in Eukaryota, Fungi, Ascomycota, Eurotiomycetes, Chaetothyriales, Herpotrichiellaceae. The transcript is spliced from 3 exons. Gene Ontology annotation, molecular function: hydrolase activity. The record is from RefSeq and is a predicted model, not a curated record.
GCUUUGAGUUCCUGUUUUGAUCUUCUGGUAUUGCUGAGCUCGCCAGAGGGAUCACUCGGAUUCGAAAGGAAUCUAACACAGCCGUCGAAGGAAACCCAAUCUCACGAUGCCAGAACUAUCAAGUGACAUAGUCGAGGCUAUCACCAAAUCCGUAUCGGAUGGCUUCGAUCAGCAAGUCGCAUACACCCAGAAGCUGAUCCAAUUUGGGGGGCAGCGAGGCGACGAGACGGAGAUCCAAGAGUUCAUUUUUCAGCAAUUUGCCGACAAAGGGUGGAAUCCGGUCAAAUUCGAGAUGGACGAGGAAGCACUCGCGGCUCACGUUGGGGCAGGCAAGUUCAGCCCCACACACUCCCGGGCGCCGAUUGUGGUUGGCGUGCACAAACCGAAGACAACGAAAGGGAAGAGCUUGAUCUUGAAUGGGCAUAUCGAUGUGGUUCCGACUGGACCGGUCGAUAUGUGGGCUCGGGAUCCGUACAGCGGCCAUAUUGAGGGAGAUCGCAUUUACGGUAGAGGUGGUGGUGACAUGAAAGGAGGCCAUGCGUCGAUGCUGUGGGCAAUGAGUGCAUUGCAUCAAGCCGGGCUCCAGCCCGCCGCAGAAGUCAUCAUCGAGUCCGUCGUGGAGGAAGAAUCCACGGGCAACGGGACACUGAUGACGCAUCUGAAAGGAUACAAGGCCGACGCUGUUCUGAUACCAGAGCCGGUUCAGGAGAAGUUGGUGCGGGCAAAUGUGGGUGUUUUAUGGUUCCAGGUCGAGGUCCGCGGGCGACCAACGCACGUGAGAGAGAUGGCCAAUGGAGUCAACGCCAUUGAUGCUUGUUGGAAGGUUGUUGGUACGUUGAGAGAGUUGGAGGAAGACUGGAACAAGAGAAACAUUGGAAAAUUAUACUUCGAGAAGGAACCCCAUCCUCUAAACUUGAAUGUUGCUAUUGUGAACGGCGGCGAUUGGGCAAGCUCAGUUCCCUCCUGGUGCCGAUUCGAUUGUCGCAUCGCAAUCGCUCCUGGUGUCAGUGCAAAAUCGGCUGCAGAUGAGAUAGAGAAGAAGGUGGCAGACUUUGCGAGUGCAGAUGCGUUCCUAAGCAAGAAUACUCCGAAGUUGACGUGGAAUGGUUUCUUCUCUGAGGGUUAUGUGCUCGAGCCGGGCACCGAGGCUGAAGAACUCCUCCGCAAGGCACACCAGAAGGUGACCGGGCAGGAGCUCGAGUAUCAGACAUCGACUGCUUAUCUUGAUGCCCGGAUUCACACCUUAUACGACCGAAUUCCAGCAUUGGUGUACGGAAAUGUGUCGGGGAACAUCCAUGGUGUUGAUGAGUGGGUAAGCAUCGAAAGCUUGAAAAGAACGACAACAGCAAUUGCACUGUUCAUUGCGGAAUGGUGCGGAGUCGAGGAGAUAUAGGGUGGAAGUCCUCUCAUUGAGAUAAUCG